AUGCCAUCGACACCAUCGCUCAAGAAGGCCUGCACAAUUCGCAACACGAUCGGCAUUAAGUCUUCUAAGCGUAAAAGUCGACUCAAAUUUGACUUUCCCAUUGAAACGCUAGUAGCGCUCUCGCAGUUUCGUCAAGAUGAAGCGGCAAAGAUACUUGGCGUAGCAUCGAUCACGCUGAAGCGUAACUGUCAACGACAAAAGUAUCGGUGGCCGUAUCGUACAAUCAAGGCCCAGCGCCGUCGUGAAGCUCGCCUCACCGCCCAGAAGACGAACGUCGACAAAGCAUUUACAUGUCCAUCUUCGCCGCCUCCGCAACUCCUACUUUCGCUGAAGAGCGCGUCUCUAUUCAGCACGUCCCCAUCAUCGAUCAGCAGUCUAGUACCUUCGGUCAUUUCAUCUUCAAAACCAAUGGCGCGGCCUCAAUUUUCACGUGCGCACGAAUCCACGACAUCCAAGCUACCACAGCUACCACCACUGAAAUUGCUCUUGCGAUACAUCAAAAUGCAGUCACGACUAACUACUUCGCUCUGUUUGACUACCACACAAUCAAUGCAACACCUAGUUGAGCACACCAACUUGUAUGACAGUGCGUCAUUCCACCCAACAGAACCGAAUGUUCUUUCGGAAAGUCUGUCUGCCCCAUUUAAUCAUUGCCAGUGUCAAGCACGUCUACCAUCUAUUGACACUAUGCAGGCAUAUUACAAGAACUUUUAA
This is a messenger RNA of Peronospora belbahrii, 714 nucleotides long. The record is from the annotation of a GenBank genome assembly. NCBI's taxonomy places the organism in Eukaryota, Oomycota, Peronosporomycetes, Peronosporales, Peronosporaceae.